AUUCUGCAAUCAACAUAUAGUGGCUCAACAUCUCUAUCCUAGAUUAUCUACACUUCUACAUACAUAUACUAGUAGGAGCAUAUCAAAUACAUCAUCCUAUCCAAACUACUACUCACUAUCCAACUGUACCUCAUUAUUGAUGGUUUUUCGAUACAAAAUUUAUAGUUGAACUCAAGAGAAUUCAGUGUUGCAGAGGAUGAUGAAGCUCAGUUCCUUCUGUUUGUUCCUCACUCUCACUCUUCUCCACAGGGUUUUUACUAUUUCCCAAAUUGUAGAAGCAACAGAGGUUGCUCUUACACCUCCUAGGGGAUGGAAUUCUUAUGAUUCAUUCUGUUGGACAAUUUCAGAAGAAGAGUUCCUUCAGAAUGCUGUGCUUGUUGACAAGUUAUUGCGGCCUUCGGGAUAUGAGUAUGUUGUGGUGGAUUACCUUUGGUAUAGAAGGCUUGUGCCUGGAGCCUACGUUGAUUCUCUUGGUUUUGAUGUGAUUGAUGCAUGGGGAAGAAUGAUCCCUGAUCCGGUACGAUGGCCGUCAGCUAGAGAUGGGAAGGGGUUUACUGAAGUGGCCAAGAUAGUUCAUAUGAUGGGUUUGAAAUUCGGGAUUCAUAUAAUGAGAGGUAUAAGUACACAAGCGGUUAAUGCAAACACCCCUAUCCUCGACAUUAGAACGGGGAAAGCUUAUGAAGAAUCUGGUAGGAAGUGGUACGCUAAGGAUAUAGGAAUGAAAGAGAGGGCUUGUAAGUGGAUGAAGAAUGGAUUCAUGAGCGUUGACACAAAGUUGGGUGCUGGAAGGGCAUUCUUGAGGUCGCUCUAUCAACAGUAUGCUGAUUGGGGUGUUGACUAUGUGAAGCAUGACUGUGUCUUUGGUGACGACUUGGAUAUCAGUGAGAUAAGAGUCGCUUCAAAGUUCUGGCGGGAACGUAAUAGCUCAAUCAUAUAUUCCUUGUCUCCUGGAACUGGUGUCACUCCAACCAUGGCAAAGGAGAUAAACAAUCUGGUCAACAUGUAUAGGAUAACAGGAGAUGAUUGGGAUUUGUGGCAAGAUGUAGCAUCCCAUUUUGACAUUUCAAGAGACUUUGCUGCUGCGCAUAUGACAGGAGCCAAGGCCUUGUCAGGGAAAUCAUGGCCCGACCUAGAUAUGCUGCCACUAGGAUGGCUCACUGAUCCAGGGGUGAACCACGGUCCAUAUAGAAACUGUAAACUCUCUCUAAAUGAGCAGAAAACUCAGAUGACUUUGUGGUCUAUGGCCAGAUCCCCUCUAAUGUUUGGAGGGGAUAUGAGAAGUAUUGACAAAAGCACAAUUAGAAUCAUUGCACAUCCUGUUCUUUCGGAAAUAAACUCCUUCAGCUCAAACAACAAGCAGUUUCCUUAUAUUACUAGUCAAUCCAGCUCCCAAAUAAAAUAUAAAGGACUUAACUUCCAAACAAGAAGUCUGAAAAAUGUGGGCAGAUCAGGAUCAAUUGGUUUAAGGCUAACAAGCUGCAAAGAUGCUUCGGCAAAAGGUUGGUUCACUAGAUAUCUUAAUAAUGAACCAGAACAAGUGUGCUGGAAAGGACACGUCGGAAGCAAAUAUCAGGCACCUUUUUGCCUAAACAAGAGAGGAGCUUUUUCUACAUCGGGCGAGCAGAUGACCUUCAAGCGCAGAUAUCAACACCAUUUUUAUCUGUUUGCAGAAAACACAAGAAAACUUUGCUUGAGUGCUUCUCAAAACCGGAGGCUUACUUCAAAAGAGAUCUCGCGAAUCUCAUUUUCACCCUGCAGACCGCAUACAAACCAAUUGUGGAGUUUUGACGAGAAUGGAACUCUUGUUAGCAGUUAUUCUGGUUUAUGUGCAUCUAUGUCCAAAAUUAAAGAUAAUGUCGUUCCCAUGGGAACCCGAUCUUGGAUUUCUACCGGAAGGAAAGGUGAAAUAUUUCUUGCUUUGUUCAAUUUAAAUCCCGAUGAAACCACCAUAUCGGUGAAGAUGUCAGACCUGUCGAAGGGACUUCCAUACAGUAACUGGACCAUUUCCUCAUGCGGUGCCUAUGAAAUAUGGAGAGAUAAAUAUUAUGGAAUUAUAAAGAAGACAUUAUCAGUAGCAGUCGAAACUCAUGGAUGUGCACUAUUUGUGUUGAGAUGUAUAUAAACCACAAGUCCACAGCUAUGUAAUGGCUCUAUAAGAGAGUCUGAAAUUGUCAAGAUGAAUCUGAUAUGUAUCAUAUGAGCUCUCUCCAGAAAUGUAGCUGUAUAUUCACUAUUAUAAUAAAACAUAUUUGAUGUUUUUUUGAA
Messenger RNA from Daucus carota subsp. sativus, 2265 nucleotides. RefSeq lists its product as uncharacterized. The record is from RefSeq and is a predicted model, not a curated record. The transcript is spliced from 14 exons. Gene Ontology annotation, molecular function: hydrolase activity, hydrolyzing O-glycosyl compounds. Gene Ontology annotation, biological process: carbohydrate metabolic process. Bases 197 to 2122 code for a protein of 641 amino acids. NCBI's taxonomy places the organism in Eukaryota, Viridiplantae, Streptophyta, Magnoliopsida, Apiales, Apiaceae.